Molecule: messenger RNA, 2767 nt
Organism: Octopus bimaculoides (California two-spot octopus)
Lineage: Eukaryota; Metazoa; Mollusca; Cephalopoda; Octopoda; Octopodidae
Product: cyclin-dependent kinase 11B-like
Biological process (GO): protein phosphorylation; regulation of mitotic cell cycle
Cellular component (GO): nucleus
Molecular function (GO): protein serine/threonine kinase activity; ATP binding
Source: RefSeq, a predicted model, not a curated record
ACCAAUUCAUCGGACACCUCUAAAACUCAUAUAUAACCAAGACCAAGUGAUUCUGACUCAGUGUUUGCUCACAAGUCAUAGAGGAUGGCUGCAUUUUCACGUAAAUCUCACAGAUUCAAAAUGUCUGGUACUGACCAUUCUCGAAGCCCUUAUGAACAAGGAGAGUUAGCUUCUAGUCCAGAAAGACAUAUGUUGGAUCCAGAUGAUGAAGAUGAGGAGGACGACGAUGACAAGCAGAGCCUAGUUUCUUUUUCAGUGCAUUCAAAAGAAGCCCUUGACGAAGACGACUAUCUUAAAGACAACAAAGACGAUUACAUGGAUGACAGUGAGUCAUUAGACAUAAAACCUCCACAGGCUCACGCUAUGAAGAAAGAUAAACACAAACACAAACACAAAGAAGAACGGUGGCGAGAACGAAAUAGCAGACAUGAAAAAGAUAGGGACAGAGAUAGGCUACACAUGCGGUCUGCAGGUAAAGAUCGGCAUGGUCAUGAAAUGCAGCGUCAACAGGACAAAGAGAAAGAACGUGAACGACGUCUGAAAGACGAGGUACGAGAAGCACGCAAACGAGAGGAAUCUAGACGAGAAAGAUGCACAUAUCAAAGGCUCCCAACCAAUCUAGAUCGUUCUUGCUUAGAGUCCAGCUCUCGCAGCCAAAUAAGGCAACGCUCCAGAUUAGGAGACCGUUUGGAGAGACUAGAGUUUGAACGGAGAGUGAGGGAACAGCGAGAGAUACGAGAGCAGCAGAAAGAACGUGAAAGACAGGCUCGAAAGAAAGAGGAGAGAAGGAACCAAGCACUGCGCAAUGAAGAAAUGGAACGGGCAGAACGGCGUCGGUUGAAACGGCACUUCCGAAGUCGAAGUCCGAGUCGUGAAAGUCGACACCAUGACCAUAUGAAUCGAUGGGAUGCAAAGGCACGACCCAGAAAGAGAUCUCCUGAUGAACAGCAAGCCCAUUCUCCAAUUGGACCCCAUACUCCAGAUGAAGUUGAUGACACUAAUGUGGAAAUUCCAUCUGAUGGUUCAGAGGAGCCAUACGAAAUUAGGCCUGCUGAGCCAGUAUAUGUUUCAGAAAUCAGUGAGGCAUCGCAUUCAGAUUCAGAAUCAGAUUCACAUUCACCAAGUUCAGCAUCAAGCUCCAGUAGUGAAGAUGAAAUAAUAAACAAUGAUUGCAGUGUCGUUGAAAGUCGCAAUAUCAAAUACCAUCCUAUUUCUUCUGAAAAAACAGGUCUCAUUCUGGAAUCAGAUCCUAAGUCUAAAUUUGAUGACCACUCAGAAAAUGAAAGUGGUACCGAUUCAGUGCAGCCCUCUGAACAUGAAGAAACACCUUUCAGGGAGGGAAGUCCACCUGCGUCCCCCAUCGAGGAUGACUCAGACCUGCCCCCCUAUCUGCCGGCCAUCCAGGGCUGUCGCAGUGUGGAGGAGUUUAACUGUCUGAAUCGAAUCGAGGAAGGUACCUAUGGUGUGGUCUACAGAGCUAAAGACAAGAAAUCUGAUGAAAUUGUCGCUCUGAAAAGAUUAAAGAUGGAGAAAGAGAAAGAAGGCUUCCCUAUAACAUCUUUGAGAGAAAUUAAUACCUUAUUGAAAGCUCAACACCCAAAUAUUGUCACAGUCAGAGAAAUUGUUGUUGGUAGUAACAUGGACAAGAUCUACAUAGUGAUGGAUUAUGUGGAACAUGAUUUAAAAGGCCUUAUGGAAACUAUGAAACAACCAUUCCUUGUUGGUGAAGUGAAAACACUGAUGCUUCAGCUCCUCAAAGCUGUGGCUCACCUCCACGACAACUGGAUAUUACAUCGAGAUUUAAAGACAUCAAACUUGUUACUGAGUCACAAAGGCAUUCUCAAGGUUAGUGUUUAGUUAUUUCCUAUGUAUUAUGAAAUACGGGUAUAUGGGGAUGGAGUUGGUGUCUUAACUGUAUGUUUUAUCAUUGCGUGGCACCUUGGGCUAUUGCUUCAAGCGCAGGAAUACACAACAUGCAUUGAUAUGUGGUCAGUUGGAUGUAUUAUGGCUGAAUUUCUCACUAUGAAGCCAUUAUGGCCAGGCAAAUCUGAAGUUGACCAGCUAACCAGAGUUUUCAAGGAUUUGGGAACACCAAAUGAAAAAAUCUGGCCUGGUGUUAGUGAACUGCCUGUGUUUCGCAAAGUCAACUUUGGGGAAUAUACCUACAACAAGCUACGUGUACGUUUUGGAUCCUACCUCACAGAUUUGGGAUUUGAUCUCCUUAACAAAUUUCUCACAUUUGAUCCUUCCAAAAGAAUAACAGCCGAAGAAGCCAAAUCUCAUGAAUAUUUCAAGGAAUCGCCAGCCCCUGUAAGUCCUUCGAUGUUUCCGACAUGGCCAGCUAAAAGUGAGCAACCACGCAAACAUGGUAACUCUCCAAAACCGCCAUCUGGUGGCAAGGCAUAUGCCAAGUUAAUUGAAGAAGGCUGUGAUGAGGCUGCAAUUCCUGGAGGGUUCCACAUGGCGACUGCGGCAAAAGGUGUAUCAGCUGUUGGGCCUGGUUUCAGUCUCAAGUUCUAAAUCUGCUAACUAUUCUACGCAUCUUCAUGUUUCAUUAUUGCAUUCACCAAACAUGUUUCUGAGAUACUUCUCAAAGACAUCUUCAUCUUUGUCCUUCUCGUCAUCCAUUCUUUGACCAUCUUUUUUUUUUUUGUAUUCAUCCAUUCUCUUUAUCCACUCUUAUAUUCACCAUAUUGGUUGAGUUUUCAACAUUUGUAUCAUAUUAAAGAAUUAUGAAAAAUAUUAAAUAAAUAAUGGCAUUUUGUAA